CGUGCUUACAGAUUUUCCGCUAAGUGAUGAACUUCAGCAGGGAUGUGGCCCGGCAGACCAGCUGUUAUACGUAUGUGAUAGAAGAUGAAGAUUCAGCCCUGGCAAACUUAAACGCUAUUGAGCUGGCAGAGAAGGGUGACCUGGCCCUUCUGGAGAACCUGGUGAAAAAGAGCCCAGAGGUGCUGAGCGAGAAAGAUGAAUGUGGAGCCGGUCCCCUUCAUUAUGCGGCGGCAGGGGGCCACAUCACGCUCAUCCAAUUUAUCAGCGCUGUCGUAGACUCACAGGAGCUGAACAGCUGUGACGAGCAGGGCAAUGUGCCCUUGCACUGGGCCGUGGAGAAGAACAAAGCAGAGAGCUGCAGGGCCCUCCUGGAUCUGGGAGCGGACCCCAACGUCCUCAACACGGCCCUCCUGUCUCCCUUGCACCUGGCUGUCAGCCUUGGACACAACGUUCUGGUGGAGCUGCUUUUGUCCCACAGUGCCACAGACUGCAACCAACAGGGAGACCUUGGAAACACCCCGUUAAUACUGGCCUGCUCUAUUAAUAACUGCGAGGCUCUCAGCAUGUUGAUAAAGCACGGAGCCAAGCUCUGCCAGCAGAACAAGCUCGGCCAUUUCGCCAUGCACGCCGCCGCCUUCGCAGGUGCUAAGAAAGCAAUGGAAGUCGUCCUGAAGGCCGGAGAGGAGCACGGCCACGCCACAGUAUCCCACAUCAACUAUUUAGACAAGUCCAAGAGCAGCCCUCUCCAUCUGGCUGUACGUGGCGGGAAUAUUGAGACCAUCCGUCUCUGCAUUGAAACCGGGGCCAAAAUAGACCAGCAACAGAACGAUCGGUCCACACCGCUUCAUUUGGCCUGCACCCAGGGAGCUACUGAGGUGGUCAAAUUGAUGCUUUCCACUGUGGACCAAGUAGAGGAUGUCGUUAACUUAACUGAUGGGGCCUGCCAGACCCCUCUACACAGGGCUACAAUAUUUGACCACGUGGAACUGGUGGAGUACUUAAUUUCUUUGGGUGCAGAUCUCAACAGAACUGACUGUAAAGGAAACUCUCCCUUGCUGUUGGCCACCUUCUGUGGAGCGUGGAAGACUGUAGCUCUUCUGCUUUCAAAAGGAGCCAACGUUAAUGCAAAAGACAUAAGUGGCUGCAACUUCCUUCAUCUGGCCAUUCUGCAGCCCAAAGGUUUGAAAAACCUCUCGGAGGAAGUACUGCAGCAAAACAGUGUGAAAGCAUUGCUGAACUGUGAGGACCAUGAGGGCUGCACCCCGCUCCACUACGCCUGCAGACUGGGGAUCCAUGACUCAGUGAAGAACAUGCUGGGCCUCUCGGGGCAGGUCGGCCUCGCGUACAAGUCCAAGGACAAGAAGUCUGCCUUGCACUUUGCUGCUCAGUAUGGACGCAUCAAUACCUGCCACAGAUUACUGGAGACCAUCACAGACUCCCGUCUGCUGAACGAAGGGGACGAGAGGGGCCUGACCCCGCUCCAUUUGGCCUCAAAGGAGGGGCACACCAAGGUGGUUCAGUUGUUGCUGCGCAAAGGAGCUCUCUUCCACAGCGAUUACAAAGGCUGGUCUUGCUUGCACCAUGCUGCAUCUGAAGGAUACACCCAAACCAUGGACAUCCUGCUUUCAGCCCAUCUCAAACUACUGGAUAAAACUGAUGAAGACGGGAACACAGCUCUGCACAUCGCUGCAAGAGCAGGACACGUGGCAGCGGUCAGGCUGUUGCUGGUCAAAGGGGCAGAGAUCGUCUUGAACAAGAAUCACACGUCAUUCCUCCACGAGGCGGUGCAAAACGGGAAAAAAGACGUGGUCAAUGCCGUCAUCGAUAGUGACAGAUGUGAUGAAUCUUUAAGGGAAUUCAAUCCCACCACCAACCAGCGCUGCCCCAUACUGGACAUGAUCGAGUCACUGCCCGAGACCUGCAAGCAUCUGCUGGACCGCUGUGUGCGGGAAUCUGAUGAAGACCACAACAGCCCUGACUACCAUAUUGAAUACAAUUUCAGAUGGCUCCAGGCUCCCAUUUCAGCGAAGAAGUUGACAAACCAUUUUGUAAAGAUUCAGCCCUUAGCUGCCUUGAAUGCAAUGGUGAAGUACAACAGAAUUGAGCUGCUGAACCACCCUGUAUGCAAAAAGUAUCUGGCGAUGAAGUGGGUUGCUUAUGGGAGCAAAGCUCAUUUGCUCAACAUGUUUUUGUACCUGUUAGGGCUGAUGCCCCUAACUCACCUGAUAGUGACUCUUAGACCCUCUAUGAACACCACUGAGACAGGAGAAUAUGACAUCAUCAUGGUGCCCAUAUCUUUUACUGAGCAAAGCGUGUUCUUGUCCUUCUCCAUGGUGAUGGUGUUAGUCAUGAAUAUCUACUCAAUAGCGAAGGAAGUUGUGCAGAUGUCACAACAGCGUUGGAAUUACUUCAGAGAUUAUUCCAACACGUCUGACUGGUUUUCAGCCAUCUUCUCUCUACUGUUCAUCAUACCCCUCAUACUCAAUGUGGAAGGUUCAUUGCACUGGCAAGCAGGGGCAACAGCGGUUUGGACCUCCUGGAUUGGAUUUCUCCUUUAUCUCCAGAGGUUUGAGGGAGUUGGCAUCUACGUCGUGAUGUUUGGGGAGAUCAUGAGGACACUGGUCCGGAUUGUGACACUGUUUGUGUACCUGAUGUUGGCGUUCAGCUUGGCGUUCUAUGCUCUGAUGCUUAACCAGAGGGAAUUCAACACUGUGCCACUCUCAGUGAUGCAGACCUUUGUGAUGAUGGUUGGGGAACUGAACUACCAGAGCAACUUCCUGGAUGCCUUUCUGAAAAAUCAGCUUCCAUUUGGCCUCUUGACAUACUUUGUUUUCAUUCACUUUGUUAUGCUCAUGCCAAUCCUACUGGUGAACCUGAUGAUUGGUUUGGCAGUUGGAGACAUUGCUGAAGUUCAAAGAAAUGCCGCCCUGAAACGAAUAGCUAUGCAGAUCGAUCUCCACACUGCUCUGGAAGAUAAGCUCCCAUACUGGUUUAUGAAGCGAGUGGACAAGCCUUCCGUCAUCGUCUACCCCAAUCGCAAGUGCUCUAAGCACUUCAUUAAACAAUUCUUUUCUGGGGAGGAAGAAAAAAACGAAAUUUGGAGUCGUCUGCAGUCUAAAUCCAAGAGCUGUACCAUUGUGGAGAAUGAGCUGAAAAAGCAGAAGUACAGAAUGAAAGAGAUGUCAAGCAUAAUGGAGAAGCAGCAUAACCUCCUGAAGCUCAUUAUCCAGAAGAUGGAGAUCUCCUCUGAGGCUGAUGAGUAUGAUGGUCCUACGACUCUCAGAGGCAGUUUGGGUCCAACCUUAAUUCAGGCUAAAACGAAAAGCCGCUCAUCAUCUCGAUGGGUGCCGCUUAUUAAGGCCCUCGAGUCCAAGCGUAAAUGAAGAAGAAUAAACAAGCAAAAUAACAAUCAUACAAUUUUGCACAAUUAAUUGACGCUAUAUUAAAGAGGUAUAAGUGUACCAGAAGGGAAAAUGGUAUGCCAAAGGUAUGCAGGCAUGAGCAUGCUGAUAUAUGUGAACAUAUUUCAUUUCUCUGAACACUCUCUGCAUGCCGCCACAGAUAAUUAAAUAAAGUUAACUGACUACUCUGUUGGGAUAUGUUUCACAAAUGACGCUUUAAGCUGUGAAUGCAAUUGUCACGACCAUUUAAGACCAAAAUAUGAAAGGAUUUCAUUUCUACAACUGUGUCAAAAACAGAUGAUACAAACUGGGACGAAUGUGUGGCUCUAGAAAUAAAAAAUGUAAAAGUUAAGUAACACUAUUAAACCGUAGUGACAUUAGGGAUCAUGCAUGGCAGACACAAUAGCACUAGUGUUCAGUGAGUCACGUCAGAGAUCUUUUAGUCAAUCGAUGUCCUUUUGUGUUAUGUAUGCAGUGUUGCCAUUCAUCUGUAACAAACAGUUACUAUUUCUGUAACGCCGUUCUGUGUCUUUCUGUGUAAUGUGAGCUCUAUAAUCUUUCAAGUACAAGUCUUUUCUCUUAUUAUCUAAUCAAACAUGUUUUAAUCAAUUUCAAGUUGAAUUGAGUUAAAUGUAAUAGAAUUAACGGAUGGAUAGAUUGAUGAAUAAUUUGAUAGUCCUUCAAAUGGCCCAUUACUCUCAUCUAAACUGUCAUGAAACUGACAUGAAUGUACGGACGAGUUUGUCAGAGACCAUAAUCAUUUUUUCGUGUUAUAAAAGGCAUCUGUGGUGAUCUUAGCAGUGUUGCUUUCAAAACUGAGAUUAGUACCCAAAAAACUUUUAUCCAAAUAUGACUUAAACGAAACCAGAAAAGAUAUUAAUCUGGGAAACCAACCCAUUCAUAAUUAUUUUUCAUCAAAAUGUCAUGAUCGGCAGUUUCCAAAGCAGCAGUUUGAUCAAGUAAAGCUAAAAGCUGGGAGUUUGAGACAAUGCUGAGAUUGAGAUGAUUGAUUACUUGAAUUUGUGAGUUUGUGUGCUUUGGUUGGUUCUGUGGACAAUAAA
Messenger RNA from Menidia menidia (Atlantic silverside), 4462 nucleotides. The record is from the annotation of a GenBank genome assembly. Lineage: Eukaryota; Metazoa; Chordata; Actinopteri; Atheriniformes; Atherinopsidae.